CCACUUGCGAUAUGACACCCUAGCUCAGAUGCUGACUUUAGGAAACGUCCGUGCUGGCAACAAGAUGAUCGUAAUGGAGACCUGUGCAGGUCUGGUGCUGGGCGCGGUGAUGGAACGAAUGGGAGGCUAUGGAACCAUUAUCCAGAUGUAUCCAGGAGCUGGACCUGUUAGAGCUGCUACCAGUUGUUUUGGAUUUCCAAAACCUUUUUUUGACAAUCUUCAUGAAUUUCCUCUCAGCAAAAUGGAUAGUCUCCUCCUUGGGACACUUCCUACAGAGACUCUGCCUUCGGCACCUGAAGAGAACGCAUUAGUGGAAGAAGAGAGCAAUGGGCUGGCUGAUGAGAGGCAGCCUUGCCUACAGGAGACGGAAGAGGAGUCUCCUACUGACGCAGCUAUGGAGAUCAACCAAACUGAAGAGCAGGAAAAAAUGACUGUUAACGCCGAAGAUGUAGAAUUCAAAGAGAACAAAGAGAAAGAAAAUGUUCGGGAAAAGCAAAGAAAACAGUGGGAGAGAAGGAAAAAGCUAAUAGAAACUGCUGCUUUGCUAAGGGAGAAGAAUGCUGAUGGGUGA
Molecule: messenger RNA, 571 nt
Organism: Eurypyga helias (sunbittern)
Lineage: Eukaryota; Metazoa; Chordata; Aves; Eurypygiformes; Eurypygidae
Gene: TRMT6
Product: tRNA methyltransferase 6 homolog (S. cerevisiae)
Exons: 3
Biological process (GO): tRNA methylation
Cellular component (GO): nucleus; tRNA (m1A) methyltransferase complex
Source: RefSeq, a predicted model, not a curated record